GCGCACGCGUAGGGCGCCGUCUCAGACCAGCUCUUUCUUUCUGCACGCAGCAUCCUGAACAUGGCUGACGUAACAGCGGUGGGUGAAGAGAAACUCAGCAAAAAGUCUGUCUGCUGACUGUGGCAGCUCAACAUGCUGUGCUUGGUCGUGGCUGCCAGGCAGCAGCUGUGUCGAGCCUUUGCUCUCAGAGGACAGUGGUUAAAACAUGCAUCCCCGUGUACAGCUGCAGCACCAGCUCAGUGUCAUGCUAUCCGAUGGAGAGGUGACAAAAGUGAGCUGAAGAGGCGAAUGAAAGCUGAGAAGAAAGCAGCAGAGAAAGAAGCAAAAGCAAAGGAGUCGGGGGAACAAACUGAAUCGAAUGAUCACCAAGCACAACAUGCCAAUGCGCUGGAUGAUGAGACACUCGAUCCCAAUCAAUACUUCAAGAUCCGCAGCCAGGCUAUCCAAGACUUGAAGGGCACAGCUGAGGAUCCGUACCCACACAAGUAUAAAGUAGACCUGUCACUCACAGACUUCAUUGAGAAAUACAACCACCUACAACCUGGUGACCAGCUGAGCGACGUCGUUCUCAAUGUGUCAGGUCGGAUUCAUGCCAAGAGGGCAUCUGGUGCUAAGCUGCUCUUCUAUGACUUGCGUGGUGAAGGAGUCAAGCUGCAAGUUAUGGCAAACUCACGGAGCUACAAGUCUGAGGAAGCUUUUGUGGCCAUCAACAACAAGCUGCGUCGUGGUGACAUCAUCGGUGUCCGUGGAAAUCCUGGCAAGACAAAGAAGGGAGAGCUGAGCAUCAUUCCCAUUGAGAUGACCCUGCUGUCACCAUGUUUGCACAUGUUGCCUCACCUCCACUUUGGCCUUAAAGACAAGGAAACCAGAUUCCGCCAGCGCUAUUUGGACCUGAUUCUCAACGACUACGUGAGGCAGAAGUUCUUAACUCGAGCCAAAAUUAUCACGUACCUGCGAAGCUUUCUCGAUCAGAUGGGCUUCCUGGAGAUUGAGACGCCAAUGAUGAACAUCAUCCCUGGUGGAGCAGUGGCCCGUCCCUUUGUUACCUACCACAAUGAGCUGGAUAUGAACCUCUUCAUGAGGAUUGCCCCAGAGCUUUACCACAAGAUGCUUGUGGUCGGUGGGUUGGACAGGGUGUAUGAGGUCGGUCGUCAGUUUAGGAACGAAGGCAUCGACCUCACUCAUAAUCCAGAAUUCACCACCUGUGAAUUCUAUAUGGCAUAUGCAGAUUACCAUGACUUGAUGGACAUCACAGAGAAACUGCUGUCGGGAAUGGUGAAGCACAUCACUGGAGGAUACAAGGUGACUUACCAUCCUGACGGUCCAGAGGGCAAAGCCUAUGAAAUUGACUUCACACCUCCGUUCAAAAGAGUGAGCAUGACGCACGACCUGGAGAAGAUCAUGGGAGUUAAAUUCCCGCCUACUGACUCCUACGACUCUGAUGAAACCCGCAAAUUCUUUGAUGAUCUCUGUGCCCAAAAAGGUGUAGAGUGUCCUCCACCCAGGACCACUGCCCGCCUCCUCGACAAGUUGGUGGGAGAUUUUCUGGAGGUCGAAUGCAUCAACCCCACUUUCAUCUGUGAUCAUCCUCAAAUCAUGAGUCCUUUGGCAAAAUGGCACAGAUCAGAAAAAGGUCUAACUGAGCGUUUUGAGCUUUUUGUCAUGAAGAAGGAAAUCUGCAACGCAUACACUGAAUUGAAUGAUCCAAUCAGACAGAGAGAGUUGUUUGAGCAGCAAGCCAAGGCAAAAGCUGAGGGUGACGAUGAAGCCAUGUUCAUUGAUGAGACAUUCUGCACAGCACUGGAAUACGGUCUGCCUCCAACUGCUGGUUGGGGGAUGGGAAUCGACCGUCUCACUAUGUUCCUCACUGACUCCAACAACAUUAAGGAGGUGUUGUUGUUCCCAGCCAUGAAGCCAGAUGACAACAAGAAGGCUGAAGGCCCUCAAACAUCUACCUAAGGCCAUGACCUCUGGUCUCUCCAGCUGUCGCAUAUCUGCAGGGGUUCCUGUCAAGUCCAAGUCUUGAAUGGAUAUGCAGAUUUUGUUUUAUCUGUGUUGGUUUGUUAAGAAUUGAAGUUGAUUGGUCAUUAAGGGAAAUUAUUAUUUCAAUGGCAUAUGGCUAGCUGGUAUUACUCUUGUUUUUAUUAUAUCUGCUCAUCAUACCGACUUUCUCCUCCGUAUUUUGAAAGGUUUUAGUGGUCUCUGUUAUCCAGAGGGUAAAUAUUUCAUCCAGAAAUUAUGUGAAUAUGACUUGAUCCACUGUCAUGUGCAAACCUGGGGGUGGUUACUCCAUACAUCUGAGUUACUGAGGGAGUCUUUCAUUCUGAAAACCAAAAUAAUAAAUUGGAUUUACACCUAAGCAACUACUCAAAA
Messenger RNA from Cyprinodon tularosa, 2373 nucleotides. It is a transcript of the gene kars1, whose product is annotated as lysyl-tRNA synthetase 1. The transcript has 15 exons. Gene Ontology annotation, cellular component: mitochondrion; cytoplasm; nucleus. Gene Ontology annotation, molecular function: tRNA binding; lysine-tRNA ligase activity; ATP binding. Bases 133 to 1959 code for a protein of 608 amino acids. The record is from RefSeq and is a predicted model, not a curated record. Gene Ontology annotation, biological process: positive regulation of macrophage activation; basophil activation involved in immune response; lysyl-tRNA aminoacylation. Lineage: Eukaryota; Metazoa; Chordata; Actinopteri; Cyprinodontiformes; Cyprinodontidae.